AUGAGUGAAUCAACCAGUAGCAACAGCAACAACAACAGUAGUAAUAAUAAUAAUAGUCUACUUCAAGUGCCUUCAGCAACAACGACUAAUAACAUAUCAUCGUCUUCUUCAUCUUCACCAACUUUACCUGUUAUACCUCCACCUGUAAUUGAUAUACCAUCUAAAAAAGAAAAAACAAUGGCUGAAUUCCUUGCAACCAUGGAUAAUUACGCACCUAUUAUACCUGAUGCAGUAACUGAUUACUAUUUAAAUAAAGCUGGAUUUAAUUGUGAUGAUGUUCGAAUUAAACGAUUAUUAGCAUUGGCCACACAGAAGUUUGUAGCAGAUAUUGCAACAGAUGCUUUUCAAUAUUGUAAAGUUAGACAAUCUGGAAUCAAAAAAUCAGGAAAGGAACGAAAAAAUGUGUUGACAAUGGAAGACCUUUCAGCUGCAUUAAAUGAAUAUGGUAUAAAUAUUAAAAAACCAGAAUAUUAUUCCUAA
Molecule: messenger RNA, 480 nt
Organism: Cokeromyces recurvatus
Lineage: Eukaryota; Fungi; Mucoromycota; Mucoromycetes; Mucorales; Mucoraceae
Product: transcription initiation factor TFIID 23-30kDa subunit-domain-containing protein
Exons: 4
Coding region: 1-480 (159 amino acids)
Biological process (GO): transcription initiation at RNA polymerase II promoter
Cellular component (GO): transcription factor TFIID complex; SAGA complex; nucleus
Molecular function (GO): RNA polymerase II general transcription initiation factor activity; promoter-specific chromatin binding
Source: RefSeq, a predicted model, not a curated record